Messenger RNA from Cooperia oncophora, 585 nucleotides. The record is from the annotation of a GenBank genome assembly. Lineage: Eukaryota; Metazoa; Nematoda; Chromadorea; Rhabditida; Trichostrongylidae.
AUGAAUUCAGUGAGCUGGGAAACACCAGGAAAGGUAAACGCUAACGGAGGAAAAAUCGACAAACUGAAAGUUGCCGAUGACUUUAUGCUAUUGGAUCCUUGCAAGGUCGAAGAACAGGUGUACGGUACCUCAUGCGGAACCAUGUUCUGUAAUGAAGCACUUGGUGAGGAAUGUAUCGCCGGAAAAUUGUGUGGAUGUCCAAAAGGACAGAAGCGUAAGGAUGCACAGAGCCCUUGUCGUGUGGUGGAAUCGUUCAACUUGCCGCUGUACGUCGUACGAGACGGUAAUAACCCACUGAAAUAUACGCCAGCUCUUGCUAAUCCACGAGACGACAGGCACAAGGAACUGGUGGAAAGGUUCGAGAGUGGAGUUGGUGACAGCUACGACAAGACACCUCUGAAGAGCGGAUUCGUUUCUGCCGAAGUGAAUGACAUCGAGGAGCCAUCGCUGCGUAACGCGGUGAGAAACCUUUGGAACUGCACUCAGUACAAAGAGCUAUCGAAAAAUUCUCUACGAUGGAGAUCCUAUUUGAGCCCUGGGGAGGGUCGUUACUGCAUUGCCGACCAUGAGAUGAAUCUGCACUAA